Molecule: messenger RNA, 1116 nt
Organism: Microthlaspi erraticum
Lineage: Eukaryota; Viridiplantae; Streptophyta; Magnoliopsida; Brassicales; Brassicaceae
Source: the annotation of a GenBank genome assembly
AUGUCUCUGUUCUUCUUCUCCCCACGUUUUCUCUUCUUCGCCACCAUCAUCCCCAUCCUCGUUUCCAUCGCUCUCUACCGACUCGACACCUUUGACCCAGCUCAUCUUCCCGCCGAAGCUUUAGCCUACUCCACUAACUCCAUCCCGCCGCUCUUCAACGACCGGUUUCUCACCGGCGCCGAUUUUAUCGGCGUCGGUCGUCUCAAUAGCCCCGAGGAUAUCGCAUAUCACCCAGACUCAGGUCUCAUCUAUACUGGCUGCGUGGAUGGAUGGGUGAAACGAGUCAAAGUUCACGACUCAGCUAAUGACUCGGUCGUAGAGGAUUGGGUCAAUACCGGCGGUAGACCGCUCGGAAUCGCUUUCGGACUCCACGGCGAGGUCAUCGUCGCAGACGCUUACAAGGGGCUGUUGAACAUAAGCGGUGACGGGAAGAAGACGGAAUUGUUGACGGAUGAAGCGGAAGGAGUGAGAUUCAGGAUCACCGAUGCAGUCACCGUUGGAGAUAACGGCGUUUUGUAUUUCACAGAUGCUUCUUACAAAUACAGUUUCCAUCAAUUCGCCUUUGCAAUAUUGGAAGGCAAGCCUCAUGGCCGUCUCCUGAGCUUUGACCCCACCACAGGAGUCACACGUGUCCUCCUCAGAGACCUUUACUUCGCAAAUGGCAUCUCCAUGUCUCCUGAUCAAUCCCAUCUCGUCUUCUGCGAAACCCCAAUAAGAAGAUGCAGCAAGUAUUACAUCAGUGAGGAGCGUGUGGAGGUAUUCAUUCAAGGCUUAACCGGUUAUCCGGAUAACAUCCGGUACGACGGAGAUGGACAUUACUGGAUUGCAAUGCCUUCGACGGUAACACCGUUGUGGAAGCUCGGGAUGAAGUAUCCUUUCUUGAGGAAACUCACAGCUAUGGCGGCUAAGUACGGCUUUGAUCCCAUGUUUAUGGAGAAUGCUGGCGUGUUGCAGGUGGAUUUGGAGGGGAAGCCCAUUGCGUUGUACCAUGAUCACAAAAGCUCUCACAUAACAAGUGGAGUCAAAAUUGGGAAUCAUCUUUAUUGUGGAAGCCUCUUGCAUUCACAUAUCAUGCGACUCGAUAUCCUGAAAUAUCCUGCACAGAAGAAGCUUUGA